AUGACAGAUCAUCAGAAAAUUCAUCCGUUUCAUGAUGUUGAUCUUGAAACACCACCACCACCACAACAACAACAACCUUCAGCUCCUUUAGUAACAAGAAACAUGUCAAAAUCCGAUGAUGUUCAACAUCAACAACAACAACAACAACCUGGUAUUCCUAUGAAUCAUCAUCCAAAAUCACCAAAGAAAAGAAGAAGCUGUUGCUGCAGAUUCUUCUGUUGGCUAUUCAGCAUCCUAUUGAUUCUCAUCAUCGCAAUCGCGGUCGCAAUCGGAAUCCUCUUCCUCGCUUUCCGUCCAAAGAUCCCAAAGUACUCCGUCGACGAACUCCGCGUCACGCGGUUCGAUCUCUCAAACAACAACAGCUUAUCAGUGACAUUCAACCUCUCAAUCACUGCAAGAAAUCCAAACAAGAAGAUCGGGAUUGAUUAUCGAGGUGGAAGUCACAUAAGUGCUUGGUACACAGACACAAAACUAUGUGAAGGAUCAUUACCUAAAUUCUACCAAGGUCACAAAAAUGUUACGGUUCUUAGUAUACCUUUGACUGGAGAGACACAGAAUGCAACAGGUUUGAGAGAUUCUUUGCAGCAACAGUUUCUGCAAGAGGGGAGUGUUCCUCUUAAUUUGAAGGUGAAACAACCUGUGAGGAUUAAGUUUGGAAAGUUGAAGAUUUUUAAGAUUAAUUUCAGGGUUAGGUGUAGGAUUGUGGUGGAUAAUCUUAGUGCAAAUAAUUCUAUUAGAAUUAGAAGCAGUAGUUGUAAGUUUAGGUUUAAGUUUUGA
This is a messenger RNA of Lathyrus sativus (Indian pea), 777 nucleotides long. Lineage: Eukaryota; Viridiplantae; Streptophyta; Magnoliopsida; Fabales; Fabaceae. The record is from the annotation of a GenBank genome assembly.